AAAGUGCAUUCCAGCUUGACAGCUGCAGUUGCUGCUCCUGCUUUUUGCCGACAAACAUUUUCUCGUUCCACUCGGCAUAGCUCACAAAGUCGAUCCCGUUUCUUUUGUUCAGUAUCCUCAUCUGCGCAAAGCAACAGAUUAGCGCACGGCAUUUGGGCCAAAAUGUGUACCGGCGGAUUGCUUAUUACGAGCCGGAGUUUCGUCUGGUUCGUAGUUACACUGGUCGCGUGCAUGACGCUGUUCGGUGCCAUCGUACAGCCGAAGUGGCUCAUCGGUCCGGAAGAGAUACGAAUCUCGAACGAGGAAAGCAACUUCACCGUUGUCCGCCAUCCGUCGGUGGGAAUUUACAACAGAUGCAAACGCAUGGGCCAUACGGAGUACAACUGUGGCAACUUCGAUCUGUACGGGCUGAUGACGGAUUCGAGCGUGUUUCCCAUACCGUGGAAGUUCACCAUGUUCCUGAUGUGUAACGGGACGAUUCUGCUGAGCCUGACGCUGAUCGCCAUGCUCGUCACCUGCUGCCGCUUGCACUCGUUCUUCGGGUUCAGCAUGCACAAGUUUCUGUGCAUCUUCCAGGCCAUCUCCGCCAUGUUGGUGCUGUGCGGCUAUCUCGUCUAUCCGCUCGCCUGGGAUGUGCCGCGCGUGAAGAAACUUUGUGGACCGGAUGCUGAGCCUUACUCGCCCGCAGACUGCACGCUCGGUCCGUCCAUUUAUCUUGGUGCCGUCGGUGUGCUACUCGCUUUCGCGUGCACUGUGCUGAGCCUGAAGGCGGAAGCGGCCUACUACAGUGCCAAAGCGCAGCGUCGCGUCAUCGAUGGGGAUGUGCUGGUGUGCGUUAUGUAAAGCCGCACAAAACCAUGGCAUGCUCGAGCCGAACCUUCGCGAAUCUCUCUAUGUAUGUGUGGAUGUGGAUGUAAUGCGCAGCUUUCUUUAGCCUUCACCAUGGCAACUGCAUCAGACUAGCGGGUAAGAUAGACGUAGAGCAACUAGAGAGCGACAUCGAAGAAGGCGGGCCUGCCUUUCCGUCGCUACGUCCUCGUUGCGGGUCAGUCCGUCCUGCGGGGUCAGCAAUGCAUUUCACCACUUAUUUCGGAUGUAGGCCAAAUUAAACCAAAGUCAAUUCGGGAUACUCCAGUGAAAAAAGUCUCUACUCGAACAAUCCAGUAACGACGGCAUGCCCGCACACAUGGUACGACUUGUGGUGCUCUCUACUUCGCGCGUGAUCUGUUUUACUACAAACGAAUAUCAGUGCCUUCCAUUGAACCGGGUGCACAACCAUUUUUACUAUCCUAGUUAGUAAGUAAGUAAGCAUUUAGUGUGAUUCGAAACAUUCGCACGAAUUGUCCGGCAAGUGCCAAGUAUUUGCAUCGUUUGAUGCAUUUUUUGUAGGCCAUAUUUUCUCUCGACAUAAAUAUACAAGCUGUUUUGCAGCCUUUCUCGUUUCUUAUAAC
Anopheles stephensi (Asian malaria mosquito) is the source of this 1451-nucleotide messenger RNA. RefSeq names its product LHFPL tetraspan subfamily member 2a protein. Gene Ontology annotation, cellular component: membrane. Lineage: Eukaryota; Metazoa; Arthropoda; Insecta; Diptera; Culicidae. The transcript is spliced from 2 exons. The record is from RefSeq and is a predicted model, not a curated record. The coding region runs from base 163 to 843 and encodes 226 amino acids.